Molecule: messenger RNA, 3929 nt
Organism: Helicoverpa zea (corn earworm)
Lineage: Eukaryota; Metazoa; Arthropoda; Insecta; Lepidoptera; Noctuidae
Product: neural cell adhesion molecule 1-like
Exons: 14
Coding region: 269-1735 (488 amino acids)
Biological process (GO): synapse organization; homophilic cell-cell adhesion
Cellular component (GO): axon; plasma membrane; neuronal cell body
Molecular function (GO): axon guidance receptor activity
Source: RefSeq, a predicted model, not a curated record
ACAGAAGAUUCGAAGCGUGUUCACAGUGUAGGAAAAAUAAGUUUGUAUUGCCGGUUCUCUUCAGUUGAGCCCGAGAGCGCGGCAGUGAAGUCGCGUAGAACGAUAACACACGAUUGAAACGAAAAAGUGCCUAACUACCGAGAAUAAGGAGUGCCUUCAGUGAAGUGAUUAACCAGUGAUUUUUAUCAGUUUUAGUAAUAUAUUUAUUACUAAGUGAACUGUAAUAUAGUGAUUUAUUUAUUCUAAGUGAUAUUAGAAGAUCAGCACUAUGGAGAUAAGGAAAUUGACCAUUUUUUUGGGACUGCUCGUGCUCGCGAUCUCACAAUGUUCAGAAGGCCACUCGAUGCAGCGGCGAGAAGCGAUAGAUGACAUUUACGAUGACCCGCUACUAGGAGAUGAAGCCACUGACGAUGAAACCAUGAACGAUACGGACAAUUCAGAACCUCAACCUCAGAAGAUAAAGGCUGUGAUAGAGACCCCUCCCAAGCAUUAUGAAGUGAAAGCCGGAGAGAACGUCACAUUGGAGUGUAAAGUUACUCCUGACAAGGGUACAGUCGCCGCAUGGUUCGCGAAAGACAGCCAGUACUUCAUGGGCAGCAUAGGCUUACAUCCUGAGGAAACCCGGUAUUCUAUCGUUGAAGACACGAAAGACUUGAUGAUCAGGAAAGCACAGCUAAGUGACAGCGGAGUCUUCAGAUGUGAGACCCUGCAGAAGGAACCCGUUGGAGUCAACCACACACUGCUGGUCUUGCAGGCGCCUAUUAUUAUAAACAUGUCUGCAUCCAACGGUGGUCGUGCAGCGGCCGGUGGUGAUAUAGUCAUCACCUGUCUGGUUGCCGCGUCUCCUGUACCCACUGUGCUCUGGUCUGUCACUAGGAAGGACCGCGGUAACGAGCGUCUCACAGAGAAGGACGCUGACUUCCAUGUUGAAGGGAACUUAUACUCCAUGCACAUCAAGGAUCUUAAGAAGGAGGAUACCGGAGCGUAUUACUGCUAUGCUCUGAACAGGCUGGGCAGCCAUCAGGCUGAGACUACUGUUGUUGUUAAUGGCAAACCACAGGUGCACGUAGCCAAGACCAUCGUGAACUCCGCGGUCCAGAUCAAGGCUGUUCUGCAGUGCGCCGCCCAUGAGGAAAUCAGGCCACACAUCCGCUGGUACAAGGACGGGCAGCUGAUCGAGAACAACAUGGCGCAGUACGUCAUCAGCACCUCGGGCUCUCACUCCAAUCUCACCGUGUCGCCUGCUGGGGACGCUGACUUCGGUACCUUCACUUGUGAGGCUGAAAACGAGUACGGUACCCACAACCGCUCCAUCGAGCUGGUACAAAGCCCUGUCGUCGAAGACCUGGACGUGAACGGACCUCGCAUGACCUGGACUGUGCACUCACACCAGCCGCUCGAAGAGAUGGAAGUGCAGCUCAAGAGUACUAAUGAGGACGGUGAUUGGACGACCAUCAACGUGCCACUCCCAGAGGCUUCCCACCACAGAUACGAAGUGAGCUUCACUCUGGAAGACAAACAACUUCAGCCCGGCAAAUACAUGGCGGUCGUUAAGGUCAAGAACUCUAAGAGCUGGGGAGGCACCAACGAACCCGCAUUUGUUACUGUCGAAGAUCCUCAGUCGCUGUACAUCCAGACUGCUUCAGUAUACCGCCAAAACUCAGCUCAUUCCAUCCGACCUGUCUACACUGCGUUAUCAACUAUUCUGAUGUAUCUCCUUGUUCGAAUGCUUUAAACUAACUAGCAUAACUUAUUUAUUGUUAUCAAAAGUAUUCGAUGUUUAUCCGAGACAAAACGAUUUACCUUACUACGUUGUUAAAAUAAAAAAAUAAACGCUUCAAAAUUUCGAAUUAAUUAUUAAGAAAAAAUCGAAAAAAAAAAAUAAUAACUUUUUCAAGUUUUUUUUUUUUUGUGGUAAAUAUUUCUGAUCUAUCAAGUUCAGAUAUUGGUAAAAUUGAAUACAGUUUUUUGUUUGUUUUGUCUCCGUUCCAUGAGUUUUCAUUAUAUUUUAUUGUACAGAAUAAAUGGUAAGGAAAAUUAAUUUUUAUUUUAGCGUAAGUGAUUUUUUGAAACUUGUAAUGUAAAGCGAAGAUACUUAAAAUUUUGGCAUCUUAAUGAAUAAAAUAAAAAACAUCUUUUUUUCAACUAAAAACUUGAUUUCGAAAAACUCUUUUUCGAUUAUCUUUGCUUAUUUUUUUCCAAAUUGUAACGCAGCAUUUUCGAAAAUACGCAGCUUUUAAUUAAUUUAAGUAAAAAUUGUUUUAAAAAUGACAGCUCCUUGAACUUUUAGUAAUGUAAAUAUUUAUUAUUAAAAUUCAUUUAAUUGUAAUGUUACACUGAAUUAUUACUAAUUUUAUCUUUUUAAUUCUUGUAACUAACUUUCAUUUUUAGUAUUUUUUGUUCCCUGGAAAAGAAAUCUGCACUUUAAAAGUAUUUAGUAAUGUCUUAUAGUCUGCUUUAGUAAUUCUUUUAGUUUUUAAAUUAGUCGAUUUUUCUCACAUUAAUAUAGUUUUUUAAUAGGUAAAUAUUACCAAAGUGUAAUUAAGAUCACAUUAGUUAUAUAUAAGCUUAUGUUAAUUAUGUAUUACAUGCUUAUUAAUUAUUAUGGAAAUAUUUAAACUGUAGAAUAAAAUAAUAAGUACCAAUCGCUUUUGAUAUAUUUGUUAAAGACGAUCACACAAGGAUGUUUACUUGUAUUUUAAAUAUUGCUAACGCUUUUUGUGUAAAUGGUUAAAAAGUACAAUAAUGAAUAGUUUAAAUGAUAAUUGUGACUUCUAGAGAUGAGUGUGGCUUUAAGAAAAAAAUGCAAAAAAGUGAAAAAAAUUGACCAUUCGGUAGUUUUUUUUCUAAAGCCAAACUUGUCGAUAGUUUUAAUGAAAUAAAUAAAUAAAUAGUGACUAAUAUUUUACAAGUCAAGUUAGCUGCCAUAAUAUCUUUGAACGCAGAUUUUUAAACUCUACUCUAUAUUUUUAUUUUUUUGAAAAAAUCCAAAAACCAGAAAACUUACUAUAUUACAUGCUUUAUCUUGUUAAUCAUAAAACAGCAAAAUUAUAUUGAAACUUUAAGUUAAAUUUAAAUAACUUUUGCCUCAAAUUCUUGUUCAAAGCGUUCAAAGUGUUAAUCGAAAUAUUAAUAAGAAUUAUAUUACCAGUUAUUAAAUGUAGAUUAUAGUACAAUGUGCCUGUAAUUUAUUAUUACAUAAAAACAAUAGUUCCAUACUUGGUGCUUUCUUCAUUAAAUAGAUAUCACAAUCUUCCAUUUUUAACUAAAAAUAUUAGUGAAAACGGUUUACCUACUAGUCUUAUUUUGUAUUACAGUAAAAAAAAACUUUAAUAAAUAAAUUACCAGUAGAAAUAGCGUUGAAAGUCCAAAAUUGUUUUAUUUAAUUAAUCGUCCUGUAUAAAAGACGAUAAGAUUCAAUGAAAUAUUUGAUAAUAUUAAUACCAGUGAAAUAGAAUUUUAAAAAAAUUGUCACCGAGAAAAUGAAUUUUAAUGAAUCGAUAAGUGAAUAAAAAAAUGUUCAAGUUAAUGCCCACACUAUUCCAUUUAUCGAUAAACAGGGUUCGAUUUAAAUAUCAAAUUUUAUCAAUUUUACAAUCGUUAUGUCGACCCUAAGAAUACCCGCACAGUGCAUACUUUUAGUCGCCCGAUUGUUUGGGCUCAUAAUCAGUAAGAUUAAUGGUAGUAGGUACACAUAUUAGAUCGACGACUAUUUGGUCGGCAGUGUGCAGGUACUCUAAAUCGAUAUGUAAUCAUCAAGUACAAUAGUCGAUAAGUUUUUAUCGAUAACACAUUCAGUCGAUGUAAUAUAUCGAUAAAUUGUAUAUGUUCACGUAAUAUAUUGUGCCUUCUUUAUAUUAAAUCUGAAAGAGGGUGAUAUAUUUUUUUCUUUAACGAAUAAACGAUUAAUGUUUGUAAAUAUAAUUAAA